Messenger RNA from Malaya genurostris, 1523 nucleotides. Its product is annotated as acidic mammalian chitinase-like. Gene Ontology annotation, biological process: carbohydrate metabolic process; chitin catabolic process. The coding region runs from base 194 to 1366 and encodes 390 amino acids. The transcript has 5 exons. The record is from RefSeq and is a predicted model, not a curated record. Gene Ontology annotation, cellular component: extracellular region. Lineage: Eukaryota; Metazoa; Arthropoda; Insecta; Diptera; Culicidae. Gene Ontology annotation, molecular function: chitinase activity; chitin binding.
AGUAUUUUGUAGAUGAUUAUACGAGACAGGACUAGUAGAUGAGUGAACGUGUUAUACAUUAAACCGGACAGGAUUCCGCAAAUAUGCAAUUUUAUGUUAUGCAUGAGCAGUAUGGCGCUCAUUAAAGGAAAACAGAUUAUCGAAGAUUAGCUGCCAAUAAAAGUGUCUUCGGAAUGAUAACCGUUCUCAGUAUAUGCUCCUGUCCUGGUUGAGAAUGAGUGUUAAUUGCUUUUUGGCUGUGACUGUCCUUCUUUUGGGAUUGUCUUGUGUUGUGAUUUCCCAGAAAACUUUAUUUUGUUACUACGGCAGUUGGGCGCAUUACCGCAGCGGAAGGGGACAAUUUAGAGUUGAGAAUAUCGAUCCAGCAUUAUGUAGCCAUGCAUUAUAUGCUUUCCUUGGAAUCCAUGAAAACGGAACUGUGGCAAUAUUAGACUAUUGGCUGGAUGUAAGUCUGGGAAAUUUUCAGAAGUUUAAUGAACUGAAAAAAACAAAUGUAAAUUUGAAAACCUUGGCCACAAUACAUGGUAGUUCAGCAACUUUUUCACGGGUAGCAGCUGAUUCAGGCCUGAGAUGGCAGUUUGCCGAGUCUGCGAGAGAUUUGUGUAUUCAGUACGGAUUCGAUGGCAUUGAUAUCAAUUGGGAGUUUCCUGGAACAGCAGCUGGAGAAAAUGAUGACAAGACCAAUUUUGUGCACAUGCUGUCCGAUCUAAGAGAGGUGCUAUCAUCAAGUGGAUUAAUGUUGACAGCAGCAGUUGGGGCUGCCCAGUUUCGCGCCCAACAAUCCUACGACAUUCCUAGUGUUUCCAAACUCGUAGAUUUCCUUAGUUUGAUGACCUACGACUUCAAUGGUUCUUGGGAUAACUUCACCGGACAUAAUGCUCCGCUUUUCGAUGGACCUUCGGACAGAACUAAUUUUCAAAGAACUUUGAAUGUGAAUCAUAGUGUCAUGUAUUGGCUUCAGCAAGGUGCGCCAAAGGACAAGGUGGUUGUUGGUAUUCCACUUCACGCGAGGACAUUUACACUAACGAACUCUGAUAACUACUGGCUCCGCGAUGCUGCCAGUGGACCUGGUUUACCCGGGCAGUUCACGAACACGGCCGGAUCGAUGGCAUACUUUGAAAUCUGUCCUUUCUUCACGCGAAAGUGGGCUCGUCACUGGGAGGAUACCCAAAAAAUUCCGUUUGGAGUGACGGGAAAUCAGUGGAUCGGGUACGAUGAUGUUGAAACUGCCAAAUUAAAGUGUGAUUACAUAAUUCAACAUGAUUUGGCUGGAGGCAUGGUGUGGUCAAUUGAAAGAGAUGACUUUAAUGGUUAUUGUGGGAUCAAAUUUCCAAUUAUGAAUACACUUCGUAACUGCCUGCAGUGAAAAGGAUGACUAACGAAUGAAUCAACCGAAUAUCGGAAUUAGACGCAGAUUGCCAACUUUUAGUUUUACUCGGUUUCCGAUGGUCCACAAACGUAACUAUCACUUGUAUUCUUCAACCUGUACACGAAAUAGAAUUUCUAGGACUUAGAAAAAUCAA